GGCUGGGAGGUCCGCUCACUGGCGACUGCAGGUCGUUGGGCCACCCCCAGUCCGCAGGGAAGGGAACCCCACUGCCUUUCCGAGGUGCGCGGCGCCCCCUGCUGCCAGCCGGAGGAGCUCAGAGCCCGCUCGCAGGAGGCUGGGAACAUGGCGGGGCAGUCCAGGAACAUGGCCGGGCAGCCCGCGGCCCCUGGCUUGCCAUCUCCGGACGGGGACGGAACGGAGCCCAACGUCGUGGCUCGGAUCUCACAGUGGGCGGACGACCACCUGCGCCUAGUUCGGAACAUCAGCACUGGAAUGGCCAUAGCUGGAAUAAUAUUACUUACAAGAAGUAUUCGACUGACGUCAAAAUUUACAAGCUCUUCGGAUAUUCCAGUAGAAUUUAUAAGAAGAAAUGUUAAACUACGUGGACGAUUACGCCGAAUAACUGAGAAUGGUUUAGAAAUUGAACAUGUACCUAUUACUUUACCUAUUAUAGCAUCAUUGAGAAAGGAGCCACAUGGUGCUUUGCUGGUUAAGUUGGCCGGAGUAGAACUCACUGAAACUGGGAAGGCAUGGUUACAAAAAGAGCUAAAACCUUCCCAAUUACUGUGGUUCCAACUUCUUGGAAAGGAGAAUUCAGCACUCUUUUGCUAUCUUUUGGUGAAUAAGGGUAGAUAUUUCAAUGUGAAUCUGAAUGAAGAAAUUUUGAGAAGAGGCCUUGGCAAAACUGUUCUUGUUAAAGGGCUUAAAUAUGAUUCUAAAAUCUAUUGGACAAUUCACAGAAACUUACUUAAAGCUGAAUUAGCAGCCGUAAAAAAAGGAGAAGGAAUAUGGAAGGAAGACUCUGAAAAAGAAAGUUAUCUGGAAAAAUUCAAAGAUUCCUGGAGAGAAAUAUGGAAAAGGGACAGUUUUUCAAAAACAACAGGAUCAGAUUUCAAUUUGAAAAAAGAAAGGUAUUAUGACAAACUUAGAAGGACUUAUGAAAUAUGGAAAGACAACAUGAACAACUACUCCUUAAUAUUGAAGUUCAGAGAACUUGUAAGUCGCAUACACUUUCGUAGAAAAGGGUGAAAUAUUCAAGAGAUCUAGAGGUAACCUUCUCCAAAGAGUAAAAUAUGUAAGUAUAUGGACGUUUUUCAUUGACUCAGAAUGGAAGUUUUACCAGCUGAUCAAAGUAUUAGUCUAAUGGUAUUUAAGUAUUAAAAAGAGAUGAUUAUUAUAAGUAUAACGUCAGAAUUAAUUUAAACAAAUUAUAAUUAAUGUAAUAUGUUUUUAGGGAAAAUGAAACACUUUAUAAGAAGUUACUAGGCUGAAUGAUUUAUAUAUGUAGUGCUAAUGUGCAAAGAGAAAGUUUAAUUCUUGA
Messenger RNA from Sapajus apella (tufted capuchin), 1345 nucleotides. It is a transcript of the gene MISO1, whose product is annotated as chromosome unknown C3orf33 homolog. Bases 148 to 1053 code for a protein of 301 amino acids. The transcript has 5 exons. The record is from RefSeq and is a predicted model, not a curated record. NCBI's taxonomy places the organism in Eukaryota, Metazoa, Chordata, Mammalia, Primates, Cebidae.